Molecule: messenger RNA, 1584 nt
Organism: Bufo bufo (common toad)
Lineage: Eukaryota; Metazoa; Chordata; Amphibia; Anura; Bufonidae
Gene: SAMD7
Product: sterile alpha motif domain containing 7
Exons: 8
Coding region: 1-1584 (527 amino acids)
Molecular function (GO): protein binding
Source: RefSeq, a predicted model, not a curated record
AUGUCUAUGAUUAGUGACCAGACUAAUUUGGAAGGAAAGCAUCUGUAUCAACUCACAGGAUGCAUACCAACAGCAGAACUAAGGCAAAAGCAAGAGAUUAUGAUGAGAAACCAGAUGAUGUCUGUCAAUCCUCAGGUUGUGGUGCCAGUCCAGCAAAGGAUGCCAUUUAUUCCAACCCAGUUUGACUCGCGACUGUUAGACAGAGGGGAACUAUUACCAUCAAAUGAUCUGAUGAUUCCCAAUGACACAAGACAACUGCAUUUGUCGGCACACUUUGGAUCAUCAAUUCCUGGUCAUUCAAGUGUCAUGCCCAACAGAGCUUUCUCUACUCCAGGUUACAGCAACUUUUUACACACUGAACCUUUGGAUUUUAUGGCCAGGAGACAGGAGCUACUACAGAAACAAGCUUUGAACAGGAUGGAUAUGGACAUUAAUGCAAUGUAUCACCAAAGAGAAAUAGAAAAGUCUCAUAGAAAAGGUUUUGUUGAUAUGGACACACCAUUUCUCUACCAUGGGAUGCCAUCCAACCCAGUAGCCUUCAGAGGUCGGCAGAUGUGUCCUGAAGGCCAGCUUCCCUCAGAUUUGUUUGUCCAUCGCAAUGCUCUGGACAUCCUUCACGGCAGCUCAAUUUUAAAGACCAGUCCAUAUACUCCUAUAAAUAGCUUGCAAAGAGAGAGAGCACGGAGACCAGGCAGAAGAGCUGGCAAUCCAAAAAUGACAGAGAGCAACAUGAGUGUGCCCAAGAGCAUAGCAGAAAAUAAACCCCAGUCUUCACCUUCUGCUACUGAAGAGGAGAAAGAGGAGAAAAAAGACGAGGAUGCAGAGGCCUUAACAAGAUGUGACCAAGAAAAAUCAAAUAGAGAUUCUGCAACAGAAAAGACCGUGAUGGAAACCCAAGACAACCAGGAGAAGACAAGUAAUCCUGUUAAUUCCAUGUCCAACAGAAGUAGGACUGGGGCUGACAAGGAACUUACCAAUCCAGGGCCAACAUUUGAUGACAGAUACCUUUACCAGUCUCCAGUUCACCUUUCAACAAGUCCAUUCAGCUUUCCAGUAGCAAUGAAUCCUUCUCUGCUUGCAGGCGGACAUGGCCUCUUCCUGAAUAGAGAAGAGAUGCCCACUCUUCAGGAUAUUCGUAAAUGGUCUUCUCAGGAUGUCUAUAACUUUGUGUCCAGCCUGCCAGGAUGUUCUGCUUAUGCACAGGUGUUUAAAGACCAUGAUAUUGAUGGACUAACCCUCCCUUUACUGACAGAGGAUCACCUCUUGGACACAAUGGGGCUGAAGCUUGGACCUGCACUCAAAAUUCGCACACAGAUCUGCUGUCGCCUGGGUAACAUAUUUCAUAUGACAAGCCUGCCAUUACCUGGUCCUGUGUCAUCGGCAGCUCCAGUGCCGUCAGAUCAACCACCUGAAGUGAUAUCACCUACCACAUGUAGCAAUAGUAAUACAACUGCACCUAGUCCGUGUGCUCAUGAUUCUGACACUUUACGAGCUACAGAUAUAGCAACGACAGAAAAUAAAGAGAAUCCGUGUGAUUUGUCAGCUACACAAAGUGAUUUUGCAGUAAAUUUUCUGAAAGUCUGA